AUGGAGGCGGAGCAGAGACGUGUAACAGAGCGGAUAUUAGACCUCACCCUGGAAAUCAUCUACCAGCUGAAUGGAGAGAAUUAUAUAGCUCUCAAGCUUUCCGAUGAUUUCACAAUGAGAAAACAAAGUCCUGUUACUGAAACGCCAUCUCACUACCUAAGAAGCACCAACAAGAUUCAAGAAGCAACUAGAGAGAUCACUGAGCUGCUGACGGGAGAGGACGCCAUGAUGGAGAAGCGGCUGCCCCUCACAUCACCGGAUGGAUCCAGUAAUGGGAACCCACCAGAGAGAUGUCCCCGUCCUCUGUAUUCCCGGGACUCCACACAGGAGGAUCAGGAGAUCCCUCAGGAGGAUCAGGAUAUCCCUGCAUUGAACAUUGAUUACAGAAUGGAAGCAGAAGAGCCCUAUGUAAGGAUCGAUGAGCUGCAAAUCCCUCCAGAGAUCGGCACAGACCCCGGAGACACCAUAUAUGCUCAAAGAGACGUCAAAGCUGAGGAGGAGGAAGAAGGACGUGUGUGGAUAAAAGAGGAGGAAAUUCCUUUAGAGAUCAACGCAGAAGGCCAAUACCACAUAAAUAGUCUGGAACAACAUCCGAUAAUAUCUCCAAUAAGUGAAAUAGGUGCUUACAUCAAAGCAGAGUUUACAGGAGAAAACAACAUUAUGAUAAAUAUCCAUCCCAGCACAGAUCUACUAUCUGAUCCCUCUAUUCAUCAUGGGAGGAAUUUUCCCAAUCACUCACCUCUUGCCACUUAUCACUCGGGUUAUAAAGUGGGUAAAAUGUUCCAAUGUCCAAUAUGUGGGAAAUCUGUUACCCGGAAAUCCACUCUUGUUGAACAUCUGAGGAUUCAUACCGGGGAGAAACCGUAUUCAUGCUCAGAAUGUGGGAAAUGUUUUUCCAAAAGAACCAACUUUAUUUUACAUCAGAGAACCCACACGGGGGAGAAGCCAUAUUCGUGUCCUGAUUGCGGGGAACGUUUUUCUUCUGGUUCAGCUCUUAAUAAACACAGCAGGACUCACACAGGGGAGAAGCCGUAUUCAUGUUCGCUAUGUGGGAAGUGUUUUUCCCAAAAAAACAAACUUACUUUGCAUGAGAAGACUCACACAGGAGAAAAGCCCUAUUCAUGUUCAAAGUGCGGGAAGUGUUUCUCCAGAAGAAAUAAACUUGUGUUACAUGAGAGAACUCACGAGGGGGAAAAGACCUAUUCAUGUUCUAAGUGCGGGAAAUGUUUCUCCCAAAGAAACAAACUUAUUUUGCACGAGAGAAUCCACACUGGGGAUAGGCCCUACUCAAGUUUGGAAUGCGGGGAACAUUUUUCUAGCAAUUCAGCCUUUGUUAGUCGCAAGAAAGCUUCCACGGUGUUAAAACCGCAUAGAUGUUCAGAAUGCGGGAAAUGUUUCUCUCGGAAUUCAGCUCUUACUGAUCACAAACGGAUUCACACGGGAGAAAGGCCAUAUUCAUGUUCGGUGUGUGGAAGAUGUUUUGCUCGGAAGGAUAACCUCCUCUCGCAUCAGAGAACACACACAGGUGUGAAGCCAUUUUCGUGUUCUGACUGUGGGAAAUCAUUUAGCCAUAAAGCCAGCCUUUUUGUGCAUAAGAGGACUCACACGGGGGAGAAGCCUUAUUCGUGUUCAUUGUGCGGGAAGUGUUUUCCGCAAAGAAACAAACUUAUUUUGCACGAGAGGACUCACACAGGGGAAAAGUCCUAUUCAUGUUCAAAGUGCGGGAAGUGUUUCUCCCGAAGAGGUAAACUUAUAUUACAUGAGAAAACUCAUGAGGGGGAGAAGCCCUAUUCAUGUUCCGAAUGCGGAAAAUGUUUCUCCCAACAAAGCAAACUUAUUUUACACGAGAGGAUUCACACUGGGGAGAAGCCCUACUCAUGUUCUGAAUGCGGGGAACGUUUUUCUAGCAAAUCAGCUGUUGCUAGUCACAAGAGAGCUCACACAGGGUUAAAGCCGUAUACAUGUUCAGAUUGUGGGAAAUGUUUCUCUCGGAAUUCAGCUCUUACUGAUCACAAACGUGUUCACACAGGGGAAAGGCCAUAUUCAUGUUCGGAGUGCGGGAGGUGUUUUGCUCGGAAGGAUAACCUCAUCGCACAUCAGAGAAUACACACAGGCGUGAAGCCAUUUUCAUGUUCCGAAUGUGGAAGAUGUUUUAGCCAUAAGGCCAGCCUUUUUAUGCAUAAGAGGACUCACACGGGGGAGAAACCAUAUUCAUGCUCAGAAUGUGGGAAAUGUUUCACAAGGAGGGCCUAUGUUAUUGUACAUCAGAGAACUCACAUCCCAAAGAGUCACACAUCAAAUAAGUCAAAGUGAUGAUCCCAAACGGGUCCUAGUUCUGAAAGAAGAUAUACAUUAUAUCGGUGUUUCUCAACUCCAGUCCUCAAGGCGCCCCAACAGGUUAUGUUUUCAUGCUUUCCAUUAGAGCUGCACGAUUAAUCGCGAUUUUGAUUCUCCCCGCCCCCGAUCUCCCCACGGGAUGACCCGCGAUUCUUCUGUUUUCACCGCUGGUUCCACGUAACCAGCCUGGAACGCAAAUGGCGCCGAUA
Molecule: messenger RNA, 2546 nt
Organism: Rana temporaria (common frog)
Lineage: Eukaryota; Metazoa; Chordata; Amphibia; Anura; Ranidae
Product: zinc finger protein 271-like
Exons: 7
Coding region: 1-2313 (770 amino acids)
Biological process (GO): regulation of transcription by RNA polymerase II
Molecular function (GO): DNA-binding transcription factor activity; RNA polymerase II cis-regulatory region sequence-specific DNA binding
Source: RefSeq, a predicted model, not a curated record